AUGAAUGUCAACACUGCAGAAAUAAUCAAGGCCGCUGUUCCAGAAGCGGAGGGGCGGAAUGCGCGCAUCAUCUCACAGAAUGUGCAAGACAACAGAGAUCCCAAUUUUUUGUCCAGCGAUUUUCCGCGAAACCCCCCAAAGCUAUAUAUAACAGCGGAAAGUGACGACUUUGACGCUGUAACCUUUGCGGAAUGGCAAGCUGAAGGGUUUGACGUUGAGUACCUUCCGAUGGGUAAUGGCGGAGAUGAAUACCUGCAGAAACUGCGAGGGCUGCGAGGGAAUCAGACCAUUAGCGCGUUUGAGACUUUUGGCAUCAUCGCAUUUGGUGACGCAGCCGCACUUUGUCUGAAGCACUACCACGUGUUGGACAACAACCCUGACUUCAAGCUCAGGCUUCUCAUUGCCUACUAUCCAACCGAAAUCCCAGAUCCACAGGGCCGCUUCCCAAACAACAUCACAGCACUGGUGCAUUUCAUCGCCGGAGAAGAUGUCGGCGUCACGAAGCAGACGCAGAUGGUUGGCAUCCAAGGGAAGAAACGCACAAGCCGUAGGACUAUUCAGCCCGGCAUAGGCACGGGCGGCUUGCUGCAACUCGCCUUUCCCAGCUAUACUUACCAAGCACAGGCGGGAUUUGCUGAGCAUGACUUGGAUGAGUAUAAUAUGAUUUGCGCAGACUUGGCGUGGAGUCGAAGCUUGGGUACGGCGAGGAGAGCAUUUGCGCAGACGGUGGAUUUGGAACAUGUGUGGGAGGAAAAUGUGCAAGGCAAAUUCUUCACACACAAUCUUAAGCCGACAAUGUCUACCUACACAACGCAUAAGAGUCCACAUGUCACCUAUAUCCCUACCCUGACUGGGGGCAUUGGGGCCGAAGAACUGCAAGAAUUCUACUCUGAAUAUUUCGGCAAUCCAAAGUCACUCAAGUUAACGCUAAUAUCUCGUACCAUCGGGGCCGACCGUAUCGUUGAUGAGAUUCACGUUCGAUUCAAGCAUACCCAAGAGAUGCCUUGGAUCUUACCCGGAGUACCACCCACCCAAAAGAUAGUCCGGAUUCUUGUGGUCAGCAUCGUUACUCUAAGAGGGGGCAAACUCUAUCAUGAACACGUAUACUGGGACCAAGCUAGCGUGUUGGUACAAAUUGGAGCUCUAGAUCCUAACGUGGUGCCAGAGGCGGCUCGGAAGAUUGGAAUCAAGAAAUUGCCCAUAGUUGAUGGCGCUGCAGCUUCAAGAGUGUUGAAAGGUUGGGAUCCUGAAACAGAGGGAGAGGCGGACAAUGAGUUGAUACCCGGGUGGCAUGAUGACGAGGACGAAGAUGAGGACGAAGAUGAGGGCGAAGAUGAAGCCGGAGAUAAGUCGGCAGGUAAGAAACCUGUAGGACACGACGAGGCUGGAGACGACGUCGGCAAAAGCAAGUCAGCCGAAAAGUCAGCCGAAUGA
Molecule: messenger RNA, 1434 nt
Organism: Trichoderma gamsii
Lineage: Eukaryota; Fungi; Ascomycota; Sordariomycetes; Hypocreales; Hypocreaceae
Product: dienelactone hydrolase
Exons: 3
Coding region: 1-1434 (477 amino acids)
Biological process (GO): polyketide metabolic process
Source: RefSeq, a predicted model, not a curated record